This is a messenger RNA of Epinephelus lanceolatus (giant grouper), 716 nucleotides long. Its product is annotated as dispanin subfamily A member 2b-like. The record is from RefSeq and is a predicted model, not a curated record. Gene Ontology annotation, cellular component: plasma membrane. NCBI's taxonomy places the organism in Eukaryota, Metazoa, Chordata, Actinopteri, Perciformes, Serranidae.
UUCCUGCAGCCCCUCACUUCAAACUACAGUUGAGCAGACAGCGAUGAAUCCAGCAGGUUACAAACCUGAGGCUGUUCCAUUGCAGGGGGGGUAUGAUGGGCGUCCUGGACAGCCUGGAGGACAGUCAGUGGUUCAGUACACCACUGUGAACGUCACCACUGAACCCCCCAAGGACCACAUCAUCUGGUCCCUCUGCAGCUUUGUCUACUCAAACUACUGCUGCCUUGGACUGGCGGCUCUCAUCUUCUCCAUCAAGGCCAGAGACCGGAAGGUGGUUGGAGAUCUGGAGGGUGCCCAACACUAUGGCUCCACUGCCCGCUGUCUCAACAUCUGGGCCACAGUCCUGGGUUGCAUCAUGGUCCUCAUUAUAAUCAUCCUCUUCAUUGUACAGGCAGUUGCAGCAUCCAGAAUUCACAGCAUGUACAAUUAUGGUUACUGAGGCUAAAUUCCAAAUAUUGUUCAAGUUUCCUGCUGCUGUGGCUUGUUGAUGCUUACGUUUCUUUGCUUAUUGAACACAUUUUUUUUUUACCUUUUUUAUACCUUUUUACAUGUAUUCUCAAACUAAAACGAUGCACAUUUUUAUUAGUGUUACAAAAGUCUUAAAGGGAACUCAUCCGUGUCUCCUUAAAUGAUUACAAUUUGUAAUAAGUUAUGCCUGAUGUUAUUACAUUCUGAUUUUCCUGUCUACAAGGCCUGUGUUUCAGCAACUCUUAUAA